Messenger RNA from Mytilus californianus (California mussel), 742 nucleotides. RefSeq lists its product as uncharacterized. The transcript has 4 exons. Bases 16 to 693 code for a protein of 225 amino acids. The record is from RefSeq and is a predicted model, not a curated record. NCBI's taxonomy places the organism in Eukaryota, Metazoa, Mollusca, Bivalvia, Mytilida, Mytilidae. Gene Ontology annotation, molecular function: GTP binding; GTPase activity.
UUUAGAGCAUCUAUAAUGUCGUACGAGUGGCUUUUUAGUGAUAAGUUUGUUGUAGGAGCAGCUGCAAUUACAGUUGCAGCAUAUGGAUUGUACAGAAUAUGGAAAUGGUGGAGAUUUGAAGAUGAAUACUUCCAGAGAAUAAAACACUCUGGUUCACCGUCCAAGAAGCUAUUAGUUCUUAUUAUUGGGCUCGAUGGUAGUGGAAAGACCUGCUUUCUACAGUCCCUAGGAGAAUCCCGUCACCAGAUUCCUUACCCUCAGCCAACCAGUGGAGUAAAUUCUAUCAGGAGAACCAUUGGAGAUGUAGAAUAUUCUUUGUAUGAAAUCGGUGCUGGUGGUGGUUUGAUCAAAGCCAGGUUAUACUGGUCUGAAUUUCUUAAAGAAUUCAAAGCAAAGACUAUUGUGUAUGUAGUGGAUGCUGCUAAUCACCAGAGGAUAGAGGAAGCAAAGAUAGCACUGUCACAGUUUUCCGAGAAAAACAGGACACAAAACCUACAACUUCUCAUCGUUGCAAACAAACAGGAUGUACCUGGGGCCCUGACUCCGUCGCAGGUUCUUCAGAGAGUUCAAGAGGUCAAAUACAAAUAUAAGAGUGUGCAUGCCGUGGGAACAAUUUUAAGUCCAGGAAGAGAGAGAGAAGGCGUUUACGAAUCUUACACUUACUUGCAAUCUUGUGUCCCAAAACAAAUCUAACAUUAUAAUAGUCACAUUCGAUAUGUAUGCUUGCUAGAAAUAAAUCUUA